AUGAAACAUACAAUUAUUGAAAAUGAACCAGAGAUUAAAUUACAAAAUGAUUUAAAUCAUCAUAUCGAAAUCUCACCAAACACUAAAACCACCAAUGGCACUACCACCACCACUACCACUUUAAAUGUCAAUAAGACUUUAAAGGCAAUUGAUUUAAUUGAAACUUCCAUUAAAAAUCACAUUCUGACAAUUGAUCAUGAAAAUUGUUUACCAAAUGAUGAAGAUUCAUUUUUUGUAUGUGAUUUAGGAGAAAUCAUUAAUUCAGUUAAUCAAUGGCAACAAAUUUUACCAAUGGUUCAACCUUAUUAUGCUGUUAAAUGUAAUUCAAAUCCACAAAUUUUAACUACAUUAAGUGAAUUGGGAGUUAAUUUUGAUUGUGCUUCUAAAAAUGAAAUUGAUUUAGUUUUAUCAUUAGGAAUUCAUCAAGCCCAUGAAAGAAUCAUUUAUGCUAAUCCAUGUAAAACAAACUCAUUUAUUAGACAUGCUGCUGAUGAAAAUGUCAAUUUAACUACAGUUGAUAAUGUUCAUGAAUUAUAUAAAUUGGCAAAAUUUCAUCCUCAUUGUAAAAUUUUAAUUAGAUUGAUUACUGAUGAUUCAACGGCUCAAUGUCAAUUAAGUACUAAAUUUGGUUGUGAUUUAAAUACUGCCAUUGGAGAAAUUUUACCCAAAGCUAAGGAAUUGGGUUUACAAGUUCAUGGAGUUGCCUUUCAUGUUGGAUCGGGUGCUAAAGAUUUUAGUAGUAUUUAUCAAGCCAUUAAAGAUUCAAGAAUUUUAUUUGAUGAAAUGUUAUCAAUGGGAUUCACACCUAAAUUAUUAGAUAUUGGUGGAGGGUUUGAAAGAGAAACUUUUCCACAACUGUCACAAAUGGUUAAAUUUGCAUUGGAAAAAUUCUUCCCAAUAGAAUUUUCUCAAUUAAAUGAAAUCAAAUUUAUUGCUGAACCAGGUAGAUUUAUGGUUGCUAAUGCAUUUACUUUGAUUACUCAUAUAAUUGCUAGACGUGAUUUACCAACGGGUGGUAACAACAAUAACAAUGAUAUGACUCCAUCGGCUAUGUUAUAUAUUAAUGAUGGUGUUUAUGGUAAUUUGAAUUGUAUUUUAUUUGAUCAUCAAACCCCCAAAGUUUAUGUUUUAACUAAUGAAAAUCAGUUGUUUUAUAAACAAGAAAUGAUGAGAUCUUUACUGGUUAACAACAACAACAACAACAACAACAAAACCGAUGGGUUUAAGUUUUCAAUUUGGGGUCCAACUUGUGAUGGAUUAGAUUGUGUUAGUUCAUUAGCUAAAUUAUCCAAAAAUGUUCAAGUUGGUGAUUGGUUAUUUUUCGAAAAUGUUGGUGCUUAUACUAGUUGUGCAAGUACUAAAUUCAAUGGAUUAAGUAGUGGAGAAACUAAAACUCUUUAUGUUAAUUCCAAUGAAGAAUAA
This is a messenger RNA of Candida albicans SC5314, 1422 nucleotides long. It is a transcript of the gene SPE1, whose product is annotated as ornithine decarboxylase. Gene Ontology annotation, molecular function: ornithine decarboxylase activity. The transcript has a single exon. The coding region runs from base 1 to 1422 and encodes 473 amino acids. NCBI's taxonomy places the organism in Eukaryota, Fungi, Ascomycota, Pichiomycetes, Serinales, Debaryomycetaceae. The record is from RefSeq and is a predicted model, not a curated record. Gene Ontology annotation, cellular component: cytoplasm.